Molecule: messenger RNA, 711 nt
Organism: Etheostoma cragini (Arkansas darter)
Lineage: Eukaryota; Metazoa; Chordata; Actinopteri; Perciformes; Percidae
Product: transcription factor HES-5-like
Exons: 2
Coding region: 22-711 (229 amino acids)
Biological process (GO): anterior/posterior pattern specification; regulation of transcription by RNA polymerase II; regulation of neurogenesis
Cellular component (GO): nucleus
Molecular function (GO): protein dimerization activity; DNA-binding transcription factor activity, RNA polymerase II-specific; RNA polymerase II cis-regulatory region sequence-specific DNA binding
Source: RefSeq, a predicted model, not a curated record
GCUAUAAACACUUCAUUGAGCAUGUGGCAGCCCUGCGUUCCUCAAAGCCCUUCCCAGCGCUCUCAUUGGCUGGUGGACUGUGAGAAACUCCAACAAGCCGAAGACCCACACAUUCAUAUGGAGAUUUGGGUGUAUAAAUACAGGGCAGAGGCAGAGAAGAAGGCAGCUCAGAUUCAACCGGCUCUUCGCACCGAGCAGGAACGCUCUAACUCUAAAGCUAUGGCGCCCACUGUUUUUGGACAAGCAAGCUAUCCUAAGGAACACCUGACUCCUGCUCACAAGCUGAGAAAGCCAAUGGUGGAGAAACUUCGCAGAGACCGAAUCAACACUUGCAUCGAGCAGCUGAAAUCCCUGCUGGGUCCUGAGUUUCUAAAACAGCAUCCCGACUCUAAGCAAGAGAAGGCGGACAUAUUGGAGAUGGCCGUGUCCUAUCUGAGAUGCUGGCAGCAGCAGAAGCAGCAGCAUCAGACCAGCGCGACCUCUGGCCUGAUGACGGGCCGCGACGGCUACUCCCGCUGCGUGCAGGAGGCCGUCAGCUUCCUGUCCCACUGUGAGGUCCAGACUCAGGCCCACCGACGGCUGCUCAGCCACUUCCAGGGCUUGCAGGGGUCCAGCCACAGUCCCUGCAUCCUGUCCCCUCCUGGCUCUCCUCUCCAUCAGGUCAACUCCAGCAAGGGUCAGGCCAGCAGUGCUCUGUGGAGGCCCUGGUAG